This is a messenger RNA of Synchiropus splendidus (mandarinfish), 3861 nucleotides long. RefSeq names its product BRCA1 interacting helicase 1 (gene brip1). The record is from RefSeq and is a predicted model, not a curated record. The coding region runs from base 58 to 3390 and encodes 1110 amino acids. The transcript is spliced from 20 exons. Gene Ontology annotation, molecular function: DNA binding; DNA helicase activity; ATP binding. Gene Ontology annotation, cellular component: nucleus. Lineage: Eukaryota; Metazoa; Chordata; Actinopteri; Syngnathiformes; Callionymidae. Gene Ontology annotation, biological process: double-strand break repair involved in meiotic recombination; nucleotide-excision repair.
UCAGAGCGGGAAGCGCUUAGCGUUGUCGCUGCAGUUCUGGCAUCCACACACCUCAUAAUGGCAACAUCAACAGACUACACCAUAGGUGGGGUGAAAGUCCAGUUCCCCUGCAAGGCAUACCCAUCCCAGCUAGCUAUGAUGAAUUCAAUCUUGCGUGGAUUAAACACUGGACAGCACUGUUUGCUAGAAAGUCCUACUGGAAGUGGGAAAAGCCUCGCUCUGCUGUGUUCUGCGUUGGCUUGGCAGAAAGCACUCAUGGAAAAAAUGCCUAAAGCAGGAAAGAUGACAGAAGAUGGCAGUCAGUCUGAAAAACAGAACUGGGAGAAGACUGCAGAUGGAAAUUGCAAGUGUCACUGCCACAGCAAGUCGCAACAGCCCACUCCUGCUUUGGACCUCACUGUGUCACCCUGCAAAGAAGUAUCACAACCCAACACAGAAUUUACUCCCAGGAGACAGUCUUUGGCUUCUUCCCUGAGUGCAAAGUUACAGUCUUCCCUCAACUGCAGUCAGGAUCAAGAAGAUGACUUCCAGCAGGACAGGAAACGCAUACGCACUGUUGAAACUAAGAGUCGUAAGAGACCCCGAGUGGAGCGUGGAGUGAUAUUCAUCGAGGACGAAUCUGAAAUGGGGAAUGAGAAGCAUCCCAGCUGGUCUAUGGAGGUAAAGAGCCAGACAGGACCAUCACUUUCCUCAUGUUCUACCAUGGAUCCAUGUACCCAGUGUCCAUGUGCCUCAGCCAGGACUAUCCCGAAAGAGAGCUCUGACAAACAGAAGAUUCCAAAGAUUUUCUUUGGCACACGAACACACAAGCAGAUCACUCAGAUUACCCACGAGCUGAAGCGCACUGUAUACUCCACCGUUCCAAUGACCAUCUUAUCUAGUCGGGAUCACACUUGUGUUAACCCCAGGGUGGCACCUCACUCCAACCGCAAUGAACGCUGCAAGGAGCUGCUGGAGGCCAAAGACGGAAACUCUUGUAGCUUCUAUCAUGGGGUCAACCGAAUGAGGGACCAGAGUACACUACAGCAAGUCCAUGGUCUUCACCAAGCCUGGGACAUUGAGGAUCUGGCAGCGUUGGGCAGGCGCCUUCGCUCCUGUGCUUACUAUGCUGCACGAGAACUGAUGCAAGGAGCCCACAUAAUUUUCUGCCCUUACAACUAUUUGCUGGACCCAAUGAUUCGAGAGAGCAUGGAGAUUGACCUCGUUGGCCAGAUUGUGGUUCUGGAUGAAGCCCAUAAUAUUGAGGACUGUGCAAGAGAGAGUGCCAGCUUCACAGUGGACCUCAAUAGUCUGCUCCAGUCCAAAGACGAUCUUGACAGUAUGAUUCACAACAAGAUCCGUGUCCCACGACACAUUCCCCUCAGAGACUUUUGCUGUGCUGUGAUCAACUGGAUCCAGGAGAGUCAGAGUCUGAUGUCUGAACGAGGAUUUGAAAAUUCCAGUAAAGUCUGGACUGGGAAGGACAUAGUGGAAAUUUUCCACACCAUGGGGAUCACUGUUGAUACAUUUAACUUACUAAAGGCAGACCUGGCAGCUGUAUUGGAAAAAGAAGAGCAUGGUGGUUACGUGAAUGGGAGGGAGGGUGUAGUGAGUGUCCCAACUGUCCACUCUGCAACAUCCAUGGUGCUCAAAGGCUUGUUCAUGGUGCUGGACUUCCUCUUCAGAGACAAUUGCAGGUUUUCUGAAGACUACAGAGUGGCGCUUCAGAAGAGUUAUGCGUGGACCAAUAAAGCACCACCUGAUGUUCCUGAUGCUCAGGGCUUCUUUGUCCGUCCACGUCAAAGGCAGCGCCAGAGCAUCAGGAUCAAAGCAGAAGUUCUAACACUAAGCUUCUGGUGCCUCAACCCUGCUGUGACCUUUUCAGAUUUUAAUGGUACAGUGCGAAGCAUUGUGCUGACAUCAGGGACUCUCUCACCAAUGGGUUCCUUUUCUUCUGAACUUGGAGUGAAAUUUACUAUCCAACUUGAAGCCAACCACGUCAUCAACAAGUCACAGGUUUGGGUGGGAACUGUCGGCACAGGCCCCCAAGGAAGAAAGCUCUGUGCCACCUUCCAACACACAGAAACAUUCACUUUCCAGGAUGAGGUUGGUGCUCUGCUGCUCCACAUCUGCCAAGUCAUGUCCAAAGGUGUGCUCUGCUUCCUGCCGUCGUACAAGAUGCUGGACAAACUGCGGGAUCGCUGGACGAACACUGGUCUCUGGGAAAAGCUCGAAGAUCAGAAAACUGUGAUCACUGAACCUCGCGGGGGUGGUAAGGGAGAUUUUGAUGAGCUGCUUCAGAUUUAUUAUGAUGCCAUAAAGCACUCUGAGAAAAGAGAUGGAGCUCUGCUGAUUGCUGUCUGCAGGGGGAAAGUCAGUGAAGGUCUAGACUUCACAGAUGACAAUGCCAGAGCUGUAGUCACUAUUGGCAUUCCCUUCCCCAACAUAAAGGAUCUUCAGGUGGAGCUGAAAAUGAAGUAUAAUGACCAACACUGCAAGACCAGAGGUCUUCUCCCCGGCAACCGUUGGUAUGAGAUCCAGGCCUACAGGGCUCUGAACCAGGCCCUGGGCAGGUGUAUACGUCACAGAAAAGACUGGGGGGCCUUAAUUCUAGUAGAUGACCGCUACAGAAAUAACCCCAACAGGUAUAUUACAGGUCUGUCCAAGUGGGUCCGCCAGCUCGUCCAGCAUCAUGACACGUUUAACAACGCCAUGUCAUCCCUGGCAGCGUUCUCUCAGGUGCAGCAUCAGCUUCACCCAGCAGAGAAACACACCUCAGUUGUCUGCUCCCCGUGCUCUGUAGCUCCUACUUCUCCACAGUCCCACAUUCCUUCAUCAGAAGAGCUGGACAAGUGUUCUGCAGUUAAGCAAACAGAAGUGGAACAGAUCGAAAAAACAGAUUGGAGCAAGCCCAGUGGGCCGGCAGAACCUCGGCUGUUUCACAUUUUCACCUCCAGCCCAGUCGCCUCCUUCAAAAGAAACAAAGAACCUGAGAAGCCUCUAUCUCUACCGGAGCUCCCUGAAAAUGGUGUUGAGCAGAAGCUGGAGCCAGAAAAUGUUGAAUUCACAGAGCAAGAACAAAGUGCAGCACGUGGCCUUCCCAGCGAUGCAAGCAAAAGUGAAGAACCUCCAGCAGACCGUUCUGACAAUGAAGAUGAGGAUGAAACAAUUUUCUACACCCCAGAAUUGUUUGAAGAUGACGAUUGCUGUCCACAGACAGAGGGCUGCUCAGAAAAUAAGUCAGAAAACCAAAUCCAGCAGCCAACUGUCAGACCUCUCUCAGAGGAACUGAGCACUUCCACAGAAGCAGUGGAAGAUGAAAUGACUCCUGAGGUCACUCUGAGCAGGAAGACGUGCAACCGUAACCGUAGGCUGUCCAGGUGCAGACAGAAAGCCCCCACAGAUGACUAGAAAGUAACGUCUUCAUUCAGAGAUGUGCUGCUAUAAGCUCGCAGAUAAGUGACACCGCACACCCACACAGAACUGAUGAAGCCAUCUCACUUAUAUCAUGUGACAGCACCUCUCAUUAAGGUCAUGAAAAAGCACACUAAUGCACUUAGCUGUGAUUAGACACGCAAACAAAAUAAUCAUUAAAAUAAAAAUCAUUUGUUUAUAUGGAGGUGUCCUGCGUUCACUCAAUUUGAUGAUGCGUUCAUUGAUCGUGGGAGAGAACUGCAUGCAUGCCUGGUUGAGCACAUUUUAAUUUUGUACAAUUGUUAUACAUGGUCAGUCUCUGCUUGUCGUGUCGAGUUGACACAUACAAAGACACAUUAAAGCUUGGAAAUGAACUCUAAUCACCCGUGUGCAUCCCCUUUUCCCUGCAAGAGAAAAUCCCACUCUUUUUUUUCUUUAUUCUUCGAAAACAGUUGCCCUCUCUUCAGU